Messenger RNA from Rhopilema esculentum, 7762 nucleotides. RefSeq names its product voltage-gated inwardly rectifying potassium channel KCNH6. Gene Ontology annotation, biological process: regulation of membrane potential; potassium ion transmembrane transport. Gene Ontology annotation, cellular component: plasma membrane. Gene Ontology annotation, molecular function: inward rectifier potassium channel activity. The record is from RefSeq and is a predicted model, not a curated record. NCBI's taxonomy places the organism in Eukaryota, Metazoa, Cnidaria, Scyphozoa, Rhizostomeae, Rhizostomatidae.
GAAACGCAGUUUGAUGAUGAAACUUAAUACCAAUACAACGACAAAAAAGACAUCGUGGUUCUUUAACUUAAAUCCAUCGUUAAAAUCAAUGAUAAAUUGACAUAUUUGACAAAAUCCGAGCAAUAAACAAUCUAGUGAGAAAUACAGUGCGAUUACAUAAUGACAAAAUCAAUGCAUUAGGCAUUUAAUAAAGUUGAAGAAACUAUAAAAAGGAAAAGAUAAACAAAGAGGAUCGUAAAUUAUUCUUCAUUAUUAAAUAUUCUAUUCUUUAUACUUUAUCAUAAAUUUGUUUGUUCAUACAACGAUUAUUCCUCUCCAAGCUAGUGCUAUUUCGUGCUUUGCACCUAUUCGAGUCAGUCAUCCUACUAAUUACGUAGCUAUUAAAUUACAGCCAUUCGUUUCAAUUUGUGAAGACGCUUUCUAAUCAUGUUGACCAUUAAUUAACACAACUGUGAGGAUGUGAGAGGGUUAACCGAUGCGAAUCUUGAAAGAUUUUCAAUAUUGUUUAUAGUUACACGUUUAGAAAUUGCGACUGUUAGGUAAAUUCAUGAAUAUUUUAUUGUACACUGCUUAAACCAAACCUAUAGCGUGGUUUCUUUGCAUUUAAACCUAUCCUUGGAUUGUAAUUGCAUUACAGAUAUCUGCAAAGCAUGGCUGACUUUUCCCAUGAAUUCCUAUUCUACCCUUUUCAAUCUAUUUACCCUCUUACCUUAUGAUCGCAUUUAUUUGGGGAACUCGGAGGUGAAACUUAGAACUCCCCUCUAUCAGAGUUCAGUUCUGAUUGGUCAAUAUGGUAUGAGAAUUCGUGUCUCUCAGCCCAUCAAAGAUCUGUCAUUUAAACUCCCAAACAAAGGCCCAUUUCGUUUAAGAAACUUCCUAUUUUUAUCAUUGUGAAAAUAAUAUUUUUCACAUAGAUGUUCCCCUUGUUUGCUUUCAUUUAUUUUGAUUAGGUUGUUUUUUAGUCUACGCUGUGUUUUCUGGUACCAGCUAGGAGAUCCACUUUAGAAACAGUGGAGUUUAUAGGAUCACUUCAGGUAUUUCUGCAACUGCUGUGUGUUUGUUAAAACUGCAAUAAAACAAUGUAUGCUUUGAAAAAAAAAAUUCAUAUUGUGCCUUCUUCUGUUUUAUCAAGGUAGGCCAUCGUUUUGCGCGAAUUUCCUACUGGAGAAACGCAUAUCUGGACUUUCGAUUCCUCAUAAAACGCAAAACUGACGCUCGUUGUUAAUAGGAAGUUAGUUUUCAAACUCUCGUUGAAAUUCAGUUCUUCAUUGCCUCCUCUCCACAUCGAGGCUCACUGUGCAUCACAGCUCAUUACGUUCUGACUUAAAAAAAUUUCUAUUGGCUAUUCCAACUUGCUCAGAAGAAAAACAAGCGACCUCCGUGCUACCAGGAGGCCCGAAGAACUCAAAUCAGAGUUCGCCGAGUCUCCUCCAAUUAGGAUUUAUAGUAGUGAGGUUUUUUUGCUCCCGUUCAUUCAUUACUCAAGCUAGUCCAACUAAGCAAAUAUCCUAUUGCCUUUUCUUUUUAUUCUUCUUCUUUACAUUCUUGUUUACUGUCACGAGGUUACCAAAAAAUUUCAAGCGCACUUCAUUUGACUGUGAAUGACGUCUGUUCUAACUGUCAAAACCGAUUUCUAUGUUUCACUUUAUCACCGUGUCUAUUCUUUGUUUUGUUUAUCGUCAUAUCUGUGCUAGAUUUGGAGUCUUCAUGUUGUCUGUCAGCUAGUUUUUAUAUAAAGCUGUAUUCUCCUUCAAAAUGCUAAAAUAUUUUUAGCUCUAAACUUAUAAUAUUCUUAACAACAAUCGAUUUCAAAGUCUUCCACGAGUUCCUAAAAUCUUGAGUUUUUUUUGGUUGAAAAUCAAGUUCUCUUCUUCUUCAUUUUUCACCAAUAGUCUUAUUUUAUAUUGCGAAUUGGAGCAAAAGACUCAGUUAUCUUAUUUUCCCUAUUAAAUGCCGCACCCAAAACUUAGGCUUUGUAAUAAACGCCGUGGCGUUCUUCGGUGGAAAUACGGUAACUGAAAACGCAGUAAAGCAGCAACUGGCAUGAUAAAAUGUUCAUUUUUCACAUUUGUAAUUUAAUGCAAUGUGAUGUAAUUAGAAAAGCAUGUGUGCUCCACUAAGCUUCUCCAGUAGUUAAAUCAUCACAUUUGGCCUAGGCCUUUACAAGACAGCUGUAAAACCCGUCGCCUUCUUGCACUUGUGGUGUAGCACUAUAAAACAAUGCCAGUCAGACACGACGAUGAACACACUAAAUGUAGAGCACAUGUGAUAACGAGGACAUGAUGAUAAACACGCUAAAUGUAGUGCACGAAUGAAAAUGAGGAUAUGACGAUGAACACGCUAAAUGUAGAGCACAUGUGAAAACGAGGACAUGAUGAUAAGCAUGUUAAAUGUAGUGCACGAAUGAAAAUGAGGAUAUGACGAUGAUUAUGCUAAAUGUAGAGCACAUGUGAAAACGAGGACAUGAUGAUAAGCAUGUUAAAUGUAGUGCACGAAUGAAAAUGAGGAUAUGACGAUGAUUAUGCUAAAUGUAGAGCACAUGUGAAAACGAGGACAUGAUGAUAAGCAUGUUAAAUGUAGUGCACGAAUGAAAAUGAGGAUAUGACGAUGGACACGCUAAAUGUAGAGCACAUGUGAAAACGAGGACAUGAUGAUAAGCAUGUUAAAUGUAGUGCACGAAUGCAACGAGGAUAUGACGAUGAUUAUGCUAAAUAUAGCGUGAUGACGUGUACAGAGCUUACUCUAGAUAUCAUGAUGGAAUUGACAGCGAUGAUCUUUCCAAAUGUUGGUUGUAUUUUUUUGCUACGAUGUCGAACUCUAGAUAUCACCGUCGUUGAGCUGAUGAAGCCCCGUAUGCCGGAGCAAAUGUUCAAUAAGACUUCAUCAUAUUUUGAAUUUUGUUUUUUUAAAUUGAAUCAGUCUUUAUAGAACAUUUCCUUGUUGCUUUAAAGUGUUCUUACCUAUCGUUUAUUAUCACAUUUUUCAUCGUAAGAUUCAUAGAAUCCCUUGAACGGCCCCUCCAGCGUCUCCUCCUUCUGGCACACAUUGUUUGCACUUGCUGAAUCAUUUUAGGUUCAAUUUGUUUUUGUUUUUAAUAAUAUAAGAACUCUAGAAUGUCUUACACAUGUAUGCUAGGGCAGCUGCUCGACUUGUGUAUAUCCUGUGUUAGUUGUCUAGUUGAAUGGCUCGAUUCUAACCUUAGCAAUAGGCUCAUUAUCAGCUUUUUGCUGGCAUUCGAUCAAAAGAGUUCUAUAAUGUGUCAUCAGAACAAAUUAUUCAAUUUCAGGCAUUUUCUAGCAAAUUUAGCUGAUUUCGCAUAUAUAGAAGUAUUUCAUGAUGCUGUUUCAAGAUAUGUGAUCAAUUUAUAAAACAAGAGAUUAAAAUUUAUUGAAGUCAUAAUCUUCUUUUAUUCUUGAAAAGAUCCACACGAUCUCCGAGCGGUCUUAACCGCUGAUGGUAGACAUUGCCUACCAGAAAAGCGCAUGUGUCGCUUAGAGACCAAAGCAGCUCAUAGUUUUAGCCCCACAGUGCGAUCAAGUGAAAUUCGUUAAUCUCUUCAUCGGCUUUGUAUUCUAACUCUUUGGUCAUACCGUGGUUUGCUGUCUAAUUUAGCUAUAGCCACCAGGGCUUCUAGACGAAAAAAAGUCGUUAAUAGCACAACGCAGUGCAUCAAUGCAACAGCCACACCUUCUAUCGAUAAUACGUCUUGCUGAAUUGUUACUAAAGGUUUGUGAUUCUAAAUCUAAAGUUAUUUUCGAUCAUUUUUAAGAAGAGAUUUAAAAUCUUUGCUACUGUCCUUUUUCAUCACAAAAAUAUUGUAAGAAGCCACGCAUUUUCGCGCAAGACAAGCUUGACGAGUGUUCAUCGAAUUUUUCGCGUGAAAGUCAGGCUUUCCUGCUCAGAUAACUCAAAAAGUUGAAUUAUCAAUGCAGUUCGGGCCUGGAUAAAGUUCUGAAUUAAUCCUUAAAUUUUACCAGUUUUGAGUCACAGCAUUCAUUUAAAAUUAUUCUUUUGAAAAAAAUUGUUAAGUCAACCGCUGCGCGGCCUAUAUGAUUAUUUCUUGGUUCUGCUUUUAUGGUUUAUAAGACCACAGCUAUUUGAUUGGUUGCCACACCUCAUAGGAAAGGUUUGCAGCAUUAUUUCUGCCCUUUAGCUUUAAGUAUUUGUUGUUUACAUAUACCUACUUGAGAUAAUUGUGUACCGUGUCUAACUGCAAGAAUAGAGAGAAUCGUUCAUUCAGAUUAUCACUCAGUAACAGCUACGCACGUGUGUAUAUUCCUAUUAUGGAAAUGUUUAUUGACAAAGUGGCAAACAGGCUUUGUAGUUUCAUAACGUUACCAUUCCACAUUUGCUGGUAUCUCCAUUAAAGUGGUUGCCGUCGGAGUCCUUGAUGUUAAAGACCGCAGAUAUAAGUGACCAGGUUCUGAUGAAGGUAGCGGUUUGCUGUUGCGACUGAGGUUGUUUGGCAAGCGCAUUUACAUCAUUAAUAUGCAGCAUUCUAUACUACUAAACCAUGUUUGUUGCCAGUUGGUCAUCCUAUAGCGUUGUUGAUGAUUUACAAUUUGCACCGGGAUUUAAUAGAUACCCUACAGGGCAAGGUGAAUUUGUUGAAUUGAAUGACUGGUACCAUUAAGUACCCGCUUACAUCUGUGUGUACACUUUCUCCGAAACAAAUAUUGCUAGCGAAUUUAUUUGCUGAAAUUACUUUGACUUUGACUUGCUUUGGACAAGAGCAUCUAUCUUGAGGCACGAAGUUCCUAUGUUCGGUUCUCAUAUCACCGGUCCGGAAUGAGGUUGGCGAAGUGUUGAUGUUUGUGGUGAAUCACGAGGAAGUUACCGAAGAAGACAUCCAACGAAAAUUGACCGAACAAGAAAAACAAAAAAAGAAAUCGAAAAGUAAGAAGAAAAAGAAGAAGAAAGUAAGGAUGGAUGGGAAGCCAGAAGAAAUCGCACUGCUUGAGAAAAAGAUUGGGAAGGAAUUGAUGCCUGCCAAUGGACAUUUUAGAUAUUCUCCGAAAGUUCAAUUCACUUGCCCGACCCCACCUGAAGAAGAGUUGCCGAGUCAGACUACCAGCAAAGGAGGCACAGCCAACCAAUCCAAUCUUCGUCGAAAGAUUUCAAGGUCAGCAUCUCAUAUCCCUGGCGGUUUCGCACACAACACUGAUGACAGAAGAAGCAGUUUGAAUGCAGAUAAUAAUUUGGGCAUAUUGCUAGACGGCCGGAAGAUAUCUAGCUCAGAUGGAGAUAUGUGUGGUCGAAUUGGCCCCUCGGAUGCAUUUUUGAAAACAAAGCCUCCUGCGAAUGGGCAAAAUCAAGGAAGCAUUUUCGAUAUUGCAUAUCCUGCAGUGCCACCCCUCAGACAAACCAGUAUCAACCCUGGACAAAAAGUUGCACAGGUCAUGUCUCUCGGCACAGAUGUCUUGCCUGAGUACAAAGUGGAAUCACCCAAAAUUCACCCAUGGACUGUCCUUCAUUACUCUCCCUUCAAAGCAGUUUGGGAUUGGUUGAUCCUGGUGAUGGUUAUGUAUACAGCGAUCGUCACGCCGUACAUGGCGGCCUUCGUCUUGACUAGGAAGACUAAAAAGACCGUCAGCACUUCAGACACGGCGGAAGCCGCCGCCUUUAACUACAACGACCCACUAGUCAUUGUUGAUUACAUCGUAGACGUCAUGUUCAUCGUUGAUAUCUUCAUAAACUUUCGUACAACGUUUGUUGAUGUAAACGAAGAGGUUGUAAGUGAUCCUUGUCGGAUUGCUGUGCAUUACGUCAAAGGCUGGUUCCUUAUCGAUUUGCUUGCAGCUAUUCCAUUUGAGCUGUUGAUAAUGAUAAUGAAUACAGACCAGACAACAACGCUUAUAGGCCUACUUAAAACUGCCAGACUCCUGCGCUUGGUCCGAGUAGCCAGGAAGGUGGAUCGCUACUCUGAAUACGGAAUGGCCCUCCUGUUACUCCUAAUGUUUGGUUUUGCGUUGGUGGCUCACUGGUUGGCCUGUAUCUGGUAUGCCAUCGGGGAUAUGGAAAAGCCAGAAUUUAAGAUGAACGGUUGGCUGGCCAUUCUAGCCAGGGAUACCAACAUGCCUUAUAAUACUUCUGACCCGCUAAGUGGACCAGACCUGAAGACAAAAUACAUCACAGCCCUUUAUUUUACUCUCAGUAGUUUGACGAGUGUCGGUUUCGGCAACAUAUCGCCUAACACAAAUGGAGAGAAGCUGUUUACGAUUGUUAUCAUGCUUGUUGGUGCACUGAUGUACGCUGUUAUAUUUGGAAAUGUCACCGCCAUAAUACAAGGCCUCUACUCAGGAAUGGCUCAGUACCAUGCCACAAUGAGAAGAGUCCGAGAAUUCAUGAGAUUUUAUCAAAUUCCUCCACAAUUACGCCAGCGGCUAGAAGACUAUGCGCAGUACGAUUAUUCGUAUACGAAUGGGAUUGACAUGAAUGAGGUUCUCAAACGGUUUCCAGAGGGACUGCAGGCUGAUAUUUGCUUGCAUUUGAACCGUCACUUGCUAUCAACAAACCCAUUGUUCAGGUCGGCAAGUCCAGGAUGCCUCAGAACGUUGUCACUGAAGCUUAAAACAACACAUUGCCCUCCUGGAGACUAUAUCAUCCAUUAUGGAGAUGAAAUAAAGAAUUUGUAUUGGAUUGGGAGGGGCACAGUAGAAGUUAUUCAGAAUGAUACAAUCACUGCUAUUCUUGGCAAAGGAGACGUAUUUGGAGAGAAUUUUAGCAUGGUUGCUAACAGACCGAUGGGAAAAUCAAGAGCAAGCGUGCGUGCACUUACGUAUUGUGAUCUUCACGCUAUAGGGCGAGAUGAUUGCUUGUAUAUUUUGAGAGCAUAUCCAGAUUUCAGGAAGAGCUUUGGGGAGGAUCUAAAGACAACGUUUGAUCUUAGAGACCCACAGCUGGAACAAGCUGACUUGGAGAGUUCCAUGUUCGAUAUCCCUGGUGCAGCACGACUGGCAGAUGUUGUUUUUCAGAGUCCAGAAUUAAUACAAAAAAGACAAUAUGACCCUUGUUACCCUGUUGUCAAAGUUGAUGUUGACAAAUACGGAGGCAAGGGGUACGAGGAAGAGAUCGAUAACAGUGAUAAUGAUGAUCAUCAUAAUCGAAAAGUGUCAGUACAUGAAAACGAGUCGCAGCACAGAUUUAAUACAGACUGCUGUGAAUGUAAUAUUCAUCUAAGAAGGGACAUUGAUAGGCUGAAGACACAAAUCACGAGGUUAGAUCAACAAAUGACCAACAACAUGGAACAGAUUGUGGCGCUGUUAGAAAGAAGUGUUAGCCAAAGGACAUCGGAAAGAAAAACUGGCUAUUUAUUGGCCCAGAGCUCUUCACAUAACGGAACAGGCUAAGAUUUUAUGAUUAUAGAUACUUCAUAGUUCCAUUACAACUUCGAUGCCUUGAAUUCCAAAUGAUCGGUUGUGCAUUGAAAUGUGCGAUUGAAAUGUGGAAAUCUACUCCAAAAGUCACUUGGAGUAGAAACAAAAUCUCAGACAAAACCAGUCAAGCAAAAAUGGCUGUCGUUCUUGGCAGAGUUGUGUGUCAUUCAAGAAGGCAUGUAUUUAGACCCACUAUUGUCAAACUUACGGCAUACUUGUCAGGAAUUUUGUAGCAUGGAUUCCAAACCAGUACCAAAAAAUUCCUCAUUGGCAACGUUUUGGUUUAAACGUUGGCAAAUCUGAUGCAAUUUCACGUCGAGCAAAUGUUUACCACGAAGAUUGCAUUAUACGCCGGUCACCCUGCAUAUCAGUGACUUGUAGUAGCA